Molecule: messenger RNA, 2224 nt
Organism: Limulus polyphemus (Atlantic horseshoe crab)
Lineage: Eukaryota; Metazoa; Arthropoda; Merostomata; Xiphosura; Limulidae
Product: phosphoglycerate kinase-like
Exons: 11
Coding region: 1-1215 (404 amino acids)
Biological process (GO): glycolytic process; gluconeogenesis
Cellular component (GO): cytosol
Molecular function (GO): phosphoglycerate kinase activity; ADP binding; ATP binding
Source: RefSeq, a predicted model, not a curated record
AUGUAUUUAUUGAUUUAUUUUUCCAGGGUUGAUUUCAAUGUUCCAUUGAAAGAUGGGAAAAUUACAAACAAUCAAAGAAUUGUAGCAGCUUUGGAUACCAUUAAGCAUGCCUUAAAUCAAGGAGCUAAGUCUGUAGUUCUCAUGAGCCACCUGGGUCGUCCUGAUGGUAGGCGUGCAGAAAAAUACUCGCUAAAGCCUGUAUCGGAGGAGCUAAAAAUAUUACUUGGAAGAGAAAUUACUUUUCUGUCUGACUGUGUUGGUGCAGAAGUAGAAGCAGCUUGUCAAGAUCCACCAGAGGGCUCUGUAAUUCUGCUGGAGAAUUUAAGGUUUCACGUUGAAGAAGAAGGCAAGGGAGUUGAUGCUGAGGGUCAAAAGGUGAAAGCAAGUCCAGAUGGUGUUGCCAUAUUUCGUACUUCUCUGACCAAGCUUGGUGAUGUUUAUGUUAACGAUGCUUUUGGUACUGCCCAUCGAGCCCACAGCUCCAUGGUAGGUGUGGAACACUCUCAAAGGGCAGCAGGAUUCUUACUGAAGAAAGAAUUAACCUAUUUUGCAAAAGCUCUAGAAAGUCCUGAAAGGCCUUUCCUUGCUAUUCUAGGCGGAGCCAAGGUCAAGGAUAAGAUACAGCUAAUUGAAAACAUGUUGGAUAAAGUUGACGAGAUGAUCAUUGGAGGAGGUAUGGCUUUUACCUUCUUAAAGCAACUAUAUGGAAUGGAGAUUGGAAACUCAUUGUAUGAUGAAGAAGGAGCAGGAAUUGUGGGAAAACUUAUGGAAAAAGCUCAGAAAAACGGGGUUCAGAUUCACUUGCCUGUAGAUUUUGUCAUUGCCGACAAGUUUGACGAAGCUGCUGCCACUAAAAUAGCUACUUUAGAUUCUGGUAUUCCUGCAGGGUGGAUGGGUCUUGACUGUGGAGACAAGAGUGUUGCAAAAUUUUGUGAAGCAGUUCAGCGAGCUAAAACAAUAGUAUGGAAUGGGCCAGUGGGUGUCUUUGAAUGGGAAAACUAUGCCAAAGGUACUAAAGCUGUUAUGGAUGAAGUCGUAGCAGUAACACAGAAAGGAGCUACAACUAUUAUUGGUGGCGGUGACACAGCCACGUGCUGUGCUAAAUGGAAAACUGAAGAUAAAGUGAGCCAUGUCAGCACAGGGGGAGGAGCUAGCUUAGAACUUCUCGAAGGUAAAACACUUCCUGGAGUAGCUGCUCUCUCUGAUGCUGCCUGAAGAUCAGUAAGGAUGGUGUGCCACCGUUUGUUCCAAGAAUGGUUGAUAUUGUUUUCAUAUCGGUGGUCUCUUCUGUGCAACUUUCUACUGGAAAAUUUGACAUCAAAGAUUAAAAUUCACACACACACACGUUUAGCUAAAAGUUGCUAUUAGCUUGCUAAUUACUGAUGUACAAACUAUGUCCUCUUUGUGCUGUACGGGCAGACUUUUAUCUGUUGUUCCGUAGUAGAUUGCUUUUCUCAGCUCUUUAGGCUUAAUAGAAUGUUUAGUACCGAAGAAAAAUCAUUACUUUAUUGUUUAAAAUAUAAUCUGGAAAUAUGUAUACUUAAUGAAGAACAUACGCAUAGCUUUUGACUUGAAUAUAAUUAGUUCUUUCAAAAGUGAAAACUAUGAAUGUAGUUACACAUCUCUGAAAAAGUCUACUGUAAGCAAUAGUGAUAAUUAACUACUUGCUUUUACAAAGUAUCAUACGAAUUAUGUUCAUUUGUAAUAUACAUCAGAUGCUUUGAGUUAUAUUAGAUUAAGAUUUUUUUAAACAAAAUCAUUUCAAUAUUGUAAUUGUAUUAAUUUUUUGGUUCUACUAUGAAAAUGUUUUUAAGUAAUCAUUGUUUGAAAGUUCCAGAUUAUCUUUUCAAUUUAAUUGAAACAGAAAGUACUUCAAAUGCUCUUAUCAAUUUUAUAGGAUGUAUAUUGUUUGAUAAUACAGUAUUAUGCAUUUAUCUUUUUCAAGAACUGUAAACUUCCAUUGACCAUUAGAUAGGACUCGGGUACACAAAUGAGUUAUUAAAAAUGAGUGCUGUUUAAUUUGUUAGUAGAUAGCUUUAGUUAUCAGUGUAACUUGUAAAAUUCACACUUACACUGUAAUUAUAUUUUAAUUUUCUAACGAAGUCAUGAGUUUAAAUAAGUAAUCAGACUUGUAUUCAGACUGCUGUUCAGAAAAACAUCUUUGUAUUUAACAUGUUUAGUUUGGUUUUACACAAUAAACAGAACUGUGUUUCGUUUAAAUGUA